Rangifer tarandus platyrhynchus (Svalbard reindeer) is the source of this 309-nucleotide messenger RNA. The record is from the annotation of a GenBank genome assembly. NCBI's taxonomy places the organism in Eukaryota, Metazoa, Chordata, Mammalia, Artiodactyla, Cervidae.
AUGUUUAGGAAUAGGAGUUCUGCAGUCAAACUGCUGCAGAAUGUGAAUCCCAGCACUGAUUUCUUAGCUGUGUGUUCUUGUGUACGUCACCCACCCUCUCUGUUCUCUAGGUUUCCUCUCCUAGUAUGGGACAAUAAUAGUACUUACCACCCAGAGUUACUGUGGUACUGGAAGAAUGAAAUAAGGUGUGGUUCUAAUCUGAGGGUAAUUCUGUCCCCCUUCCUUCCCAGGGGACAUCUGGCCAAGUCUAGAGACACUUUCGGUUGUCACAGCUGGCAGGGAAGAGUCCUACUGGUACCCAGUGGGUAG